GGUAAGUGUGAGACCCACACGGGAUUUGUGGCGACCUCCAGACCUGUGCUGAGGCCGUCAGCUACUGUCUCAGGGUUUUGAGAAGUUCAGCAAUGGAGCCUUCCUCCGCUGAUAACAAUUCAACUGACCUACCCUCACAGCCCUGGUACGAACCCCAAGUCAUUCUCUCCAUGGGCAUUCUCAGCCUCACUUUCUUACUGGGGUUGCCAGGCAACGGGCUGGUGCUGUGGGUGGCUGGCCUAAAGAUGCAGCGGACAGUGAACACCGUUUGGUUUCUCCAUCUCACGCUGGCCGACUUCCUCUGCUGCCUCUCGUUGCCCUUCUCCCUGGCUCACUUGGCGCUGCAAGGACACUGGCCCUAUGGCUGGUUCCUGUGCAAGCUCAUCCCCUCCAUCAUCAUCCUCAACAUGUUUGCCAGCGUCUUCCUGCUGACUGCCAUUAGCCUGGAUCGUUGUCUUUUGGUCCUCAGGCCAAUCUGGUGCCAGAAUCACCGCAAAGUGGGGACAGCCUUCGCUAUCUGCGGAUGUAUAUGGGUGGUGGCUUUUGUAAUGUGUAUGCCCGUGUUCAUGUACCGGAAAACAUUCGCUGUAGAUGACCAUUACAUGUGUGGCUACAAUUUUAGUCCCUACAGCUCCUUUGGUUAUUCAGACUUCACCAGUGAUCUACUGGAAAAUGGGUCUCUUGACAACUCCACUGUGCACCUGCCUGGAGAGAUGGGUGAGGGAUUAGAGUCUUUCUCUUUACAAACAAAUGAUCUUCCUUGGACAGCCACCACUAUCCUCUAUUCUCAAACAUUUCAAAGACCUUCUGGAGAGUCACUCCCUGUGGAUUCAGCUAAAUUAUCUAGUCAAUAUCCAUAUUAUAAUUUUCUUGCUAGUAAGGUCUCAUCUAUAAGCCCCAGUGGGUUUCCUAUUGAAGAUCGCAGAACUAACCCACCAGAUAACUCUGAUAGUUUUCUCUCUACCGAUUUAGAGCUUUACUCUGGUACUUCCAGCAACUCCUUAUACACAUAUGAGCUAUUCCAAAAUCUCCAGGAUCAUGAUCUAGGCCAGUUUUCAUACAACAAUCAAGUACUAACACCCCUGAUGGCAAUAACCAUCACUAGACUAGUGAUGGGUUUCCUUCUGCCCUUUAUGGUCAUGAUGACCUGUUAUGGCCUCAUUAUCUUCCGAAUGCGACGCGGCCGCUUCACCAAGUCUCGGACCAAAACCUUGCGAGUGGCCGUGGCUGUGGUGGUUGUCUUCUGUGUCUGCUGGGCUCCAUACCACAUUAUUGGAGUCCUAUCAUUGUUUUUUGACUCAGAAACUCCCUUUGGAAAAGCUCUGCUGUCUUGGGACUACGUGUCCGUUGCUCUAGCAUCUGCCAAUAGUUGCUUUAAUCCCUUCCUCUAUGCCCUCCUGGGAAAAGAUUUCAGGAAGAAAGCCAAACAGUCCAUGAAGGGCAUUCUGGAGGCGGCUUUCAUUGAAGACUUCACACACCCUACCAGCUGUCCCCAAAGCAAAGUCUUUUUGGAAAGAAACCGUAUCAGUACACCUGUGUGAAGAUACGGAGCUGUGGACCCAAGCCAAGGUUCUUAGGUAUUCACCCAGUGUGACAUGUUUCUGAAGCAACGAGUGGUAUUGUGAGCAGGGGAUUCCAGAAGCCAUCCAAGAAUCAGUCCAUAGGUUCUCAAAGUAUGGUCUGAGACUAGAAGCAUCUGCAACACCUGGUAAUUUGUCAGAAUCACCUAGAAACUUGCUGAAUCGGAAUCUCCGGGGGUGAGGCCCAGCAAGUGUUUUAAUGAACUCUCAUGUUUCUGAUGAAUGCUAAAUUUGAGAAUCGUCCCCCAAAUUAGUCUAUUUCUAUCCCAAACUAAGCCAGUGAGAUCAGGGAGAACCCAGUCUGUUUUAAAAUGAUUUUUCCAUCAUGAACUUUUUUCUUUGGGAGUGUCCAAAUCCCCUCCCAGAUGCAAUUUAAAACCAUUUUGUCUAAUCUCACAUGAGUGAACAAUGAUCGUCUCUUUUUGGCUUUGUUGUGGGGGUGGUGAUGUUUUCAAAUGAAAACAAGGUGCAAAAAGACAAUGUCCACGAAAACAAGCAGUUAUGAGAUGCAGUCUGGAGCACAGUACAAUGUCAGAUGUUUGCUAUGUGCAAUAUUCCUGGAUACGGGACAUGGGAAUUCCACGUUUCCAUUAUUACAACUGAAUAGGCAUCUACUAUGUAAAGACAGGCUACUAAGGCAUCUGAAAACGUACUCAUAAAAUGGCACGUAAGCUGUGGUUUGGGGAGUUUUCUAUUUGUUUACUUAGUCUGCCUUUUGAUAGAACCAUCUCUCUUCCAUUCCCUUUCUUAAGCUCCUUUAUUCCCUUAUUUCUCCCCUACCUCUAAAUCUUCUUCUGUAUUAGACUUUGUGCACCUAAUAACCUCUAAUUUCUUAAGAUUCAAAUUGCUCCCCUCCUCUUGCUUGAAACUAAUGUUCCCUGAGAAACUCAUUUCCAGUGAGAAGAGGAGGGUAGAGGAUGGAGCAGUAACCCUUGAAUUCACUGCACAGCGACUGAGUACCCUCCAGGAAUACUGUCAAACUUUGUAAAGCACGGCUACGCUUGUGUAUCAUUCACCAAGUAUAUCUUUGGGUUUUUGAAAUGAAUUUUUAUCUUUCCCAAAGUAAUAGAUGCACAUAAUUUAAAGAGAACCCAAGGCUUAUAAUGAAAUAUAAAGUUUCCUGCCCCUCUCUGCCCAACCAAUCCCUCCUCCCACUCCCAUCUCCCAGAAAUAACACUUGCAACAAUUUUAGACAUUUCUUCUGAUAUUUACCAUGACAAUCAUGUGCUUAUGCAGCUAGUUUUCAUAUACACGAUAACAUCACUUCUUGUCUUGAAAGAUUAAUUUUAUCCACAUUCAUAUUUUUUACUUAUCAUCAUCCUAAUAUUCAUUAAUCACCGUACUUCAGUUGGCUCCUGACCACACUU
This is a messenger RNA of Lontra canadensis (Northern American river otter), 2947 nucleotides long. RefSeq names its product complement C3a receptor 1 (gene C3AR1). Gene Ontology annotation, cellular component: plasma membrane. The transcript is spliced from 2 exons. Gene Ontology annotation, molecular function: complement component C5a receptor activity; complement component C3a receptor activity; G protein-coupled receptor activity. Bases 93 to 1541 code for a protein of 482 amino acids. Gene Ontology annotation, biological process: chemotaxis; positive regulation of cytosolic calcium ion concentration; complement receptor mediated signaling pathway. The record is from RefSeq and is a predicted model, not a curated record. Lineage: Eukaryota; Metazoa; Chordata; Mammalia; Carnivora; Mustelidae.